CUGACUUUCAACUUUUCAGCUGAUAUAACAAUAACUUUUACACUUCAGCAAGUAGUCGUAUCGGUCGUCAACCGAAUGCAAUGAAACAUCGUUGUGCAGUUGAAAUUGAACAAAUUCGAUCAGGAGUAACUAAUUCAAUUUUACAUUCGAAACAAUAUUCAAAGUUGAAUUGUUCAAGAAAUUCAAAUUAUCAUUCAUCGUACAAUUUUUUAUCCUCUUCCUUAAAUCAUCCAUCAAAUCAUAUAAUUCACACAAAUUCCUUAAAUCAAUCUGAUUUUGAAUAUGAAACUGAUAUGGAUAAGGAAAAAAUAAGUUUAAAUUAUAAAAGUUGUUUAAAUGAUUCAACUAUUUCAACUACUUCUCAGCUAACGCAUUUAAACACAUUUUCUUAUGAGCUGUUAGCCAGAUCAGAAAUGACCACCAAUUUAAAUCGUGAAGAAGAAGAGAAUAAAUCAUGUGAAGUGGUCGAUGAUAACCUACAAACGCCGUCAAGGUCAAAUUUCCCGGCAAAUCAAAGUAGUACUCCAACAUCUAUUCAAAGAAUAUCUGAUCAAUGUGUCGUUGAACAACAAUUAUACAAAAAUAAAUAUCGUAAUAGUCAAACUGAUGAAUUAUUCAAUUCAAUAUCAUUAUCAUCAUCAUCAUCAAUAGCUGAUUCUGAGAGAAUGCUUACGACGGGAACUAUAACAAUACCAUCAGAUUCUGUUACAUGUUUAAUUAAACAGAAAGAAUUCAAUGAAAUUAUUAAUCAAGAAUAUUCAUCAAUUGGAUUGAUAAAUUUAUCUAGAGCAGCUCAAUUUUAUAGUCAACAUGAAAAAGACUUACAAAUGCAAUAUGCAAAUAAUUUAAAAUCAAAUUUCCCACCAUUUAAAAACGAUAUUAUCAAAACCAAAAAAAACAAUCAAUCAUAUACGCAUACUACUAAUACAACUACUGAUAUCAUUGAUAAUAACCAAUAUAAGAAACUAGUAAACAAUAAAGAGAAUAAAGAAUAUUUAUAUUAUGAAGAUGUACAAUUGAAAAAAGAAUCUAACCAAUGGGAUGAUGAAAUAACAAAAAAAGUGUUCAUGAAAACAACUGAAGAGUAUUCACCACCAUUUAAACAAACAAUGAAUUGGAACAUUGAACAAGAUGGAAUGAAUACCAUUGAGUUAGAACAAAUGAAUUCAUUGGUUGAAUCAGAUUUAAAGCAACAUUCAUCUUCAUCAAUAGUCAAUUAUAAUUUGAAUACAUCAAUAAUAAUGGAUGAUAGUUACAGUAUUCUUAAUAAUAAUAGAUUAGAUGAGAAUAUUACUAUGAAACAAAUGAAAGUGAAUGAAAUGACAAAAAUAUCAUUACCAUUUAUAAAAACUGAUCUAAUGACUAAACGAAUUCGUCAUACUUCACAGUUAUCUUCAUCACUAUCAAUUUCAUCAUCUAAAGAUGCACCAUAUUCAUCAUCAUCAUCAAAAUCAGACUAUUGUUUAAAAAACUCAAAUACACCGUUAUGUUGUUUAAAUACAAUAAAUGAUAAUUUAUCUCAUUAUCCAAUAUCUAAUCAACGAUCUAGUCCAUUUCAAUUAACAGAAAUUAACAGUCAUACAGAGAUAUUUCAAACAAAUUCAAUCAAUCAAUUUCUUGAUCCAACAUCUAUUAAUCAGUAUAACAAUACAGAGAAUGAGAUGAUUGGCUUAACAAAUUAUGAUCAAGAUUUUAAUAGAAUAUCUUCUCUUCCUACAAAUGAAUUACUAAACAAUAUUAAUAGUAGUAGUAACAGUAGUAGUGGUAGUAGUAGUAGUAGCAGCAGCAGCAGCAAUGGUAGUGGCAGUAACAACAUUGACAAUAAUAGUAAUUCUACUCCUUCAAGAAAUCAUAAUAAGCGUAGUUUAUUUAAAAAUCUUAAGUGUACAAAUUUCAAUCCAUCACAUUCAUUUAUUUCAUCAAGUGGUCAAUAUUUCUCUCCAUCAAAAACUUUCUUAAAUCGGUAUACAUCAUCAUUAGUUAAAUCGAAAUUAUUAAAUUGUGAAAACUAUAAUCAUAGUGAAAACUAUCAGCUAACAACUAGUAAUAAUAAUAAUAAUAAUAAUAAUAAUAAUAAUAAUAAUAAUAAUAAUACUAAUAAUAAUAAUAAUAAUAACGAUGGAAUCAAUGAACAAGGAGAUUUGAUAGCAAAUGAAAAACAGAAAACAAUGACACUAGCUACAUCUGAAUGGACUGAGGAUAGCAACAAUUCAAGAAGAAAGCGAAUAAAUACAUCAUAUAAUUCAAAGAUAAUUAUAACAGAUAAAACAAUGAACAAUAAUUCAACAGAAAUUCAGCCAAUAGAAACAUCAGAUUAUACAUUAAAUCCAAUUGAAAAUAAAAUUAAUUCUCAUUUAUAUUCUAAUAAAAAGGAUAAUUACACAUUUGAAUUAAAAGUUGAUAAGUCAAUGAAUCAAAAGAGGCGUAGACAGACUACUACUACUACUACUACUACUACUACUACUACUACUACUACUACUACUACUACUACUACUACUACUACUACUACUACUACUAGUAAUAGUAAUAGUGGUAGUAGCAGUAGUAGUUUACUUGAAUCACCAGUAAUUAUAACUGAUAAUCAGUUAACUCUUUAUGAAGAGAAUAGAAUGAAUACAGAAUUAUCUAAUAUACAUGUUGAAUCAGUCAGUUUUCAUAACAAACAACUUAAACAAUAUCAACAACCUAGAUUAUUAAGUUUAUUGGAGAUGAAUGAAUCAUUUGAUACAGAGUUAAAGGAACAUUUGAAACCUACACACCAUUCUAUAUCUCAUACAAGUUUAUAUCAUUCUCCAGAAGAGAUUUAUAUGAUGAAGGCUAAUGAUUCAACAAAGUUACAUUACACUUUUGAACUACCAAGUUGUGUAUUCAGUGACAACGAAUAUCAUACCCCUCCUCCUCCUCCUACUUUUACUAAUUCUACCAGUGUAGGGGUUGGUAAGGAGAGUGCCAACACAACACCUGUGAAUAAAAUUGUAUCUUCCUCAACCAUGCAGUUGAUUUCAGCUACUAAUGACACAUUCAAUGCAUCAACAUAUCUUAAUCUGUAUACGAUUAACAAAAAUGUUGAGGACACUAAUAACAGAAUGAGACAGUCUGAUUUUCAUAAUUUGCAACUUCAGUUACCAUGUUGUAACAUUUCAGAUGAAUGUAAGGAAACUAUACACCAUUUAUCAGGAUCAAAUAGUUGGUCAGUGUCAAAUGGUAUAUUUCUUCAGAAUAUCAGAGAUGCUGCUAGUCAGUUGCUUCACUGUCGAUGUACAGAAUUAAUUGAUAUGGAGCUGACUGGUACAGCUAAAGGGAAAUAUGAUGAUCCUUAUUGGAUAUCUCAACGUUUUCAGUCUACAAAUGAAGUUAAACAAAAUAUUGACAUUCUAUUGUCCAAUAUAAUGAAAUAUUUUGAAAAUCAUAUUUAUGAAGUGAUUCAAUUUGCUCAAUCAAUUUCAUAUUUUCAAGAACUUUCAGAAUUCGAUAUGAAAAUACUUAUUCAACAAAGCAUUUAUCCAAUUAUAUUAAUUCAAUUCUCUCAGGAAUAUAAUUAUUUCAAUUUACAAAAUGAAAUAAAUUUAAAUAACUUGCCAUUAUUUAAAAUUUUAUGUGAACAAAUUAGUUUAACAGAAAAACUAUUGAAACCAUUGAACCUAGAUGAAAUAGAAAUUGGUUUGUUAUACUGUAUUGAAUUAUUUCAAGGAGAUAGAAGACUAUUGAAUGAUUCAGCAAAGGUUGAUAAAGCCUAUCAAGAAAUACUGCAAGUAUUAAAAGAUUAUGAAACAAAAUAUUUCAAUUCAGAAAUACGUUUCUAUAGAUUUUUGAGUAUUAUAACACAUUUAGAUAAAAUGAAUAAACAUCAUAAGGAGGUGUUGAAAGUUGUUAAGAAAGAAAAUAAUUAUUUACCAUUGCCUAAUUUGUAUAUUCAACUUCUACAAUUGGAUGAAACAGAACAACUUAUAGAUAAUUCUAUUGUUGGUGAGAUAUCUCAACAUGAGUAAACAUGAAUAUAUAAGCAGAUAGUUGAGAAAUAAUAACAUGAGAUAAUACAAUAACAUUGUGCAAUCAAAAGCCAAUCCAUUGAUAAAACUCAGGUUCAUCAAUGUCUACUUCGUCUAAUAAUUAACAUCAUGUACUCACC
This is a messenger RNA of Heterobilharzia americana, 4129 nucleotides long. Lineage: Eukaryota; Metazoa; Platyhelminthes; Trematoda; Strigeidida; Schistosomatidae. The record is from the annotation of a GenBank genome assembly.